Molecule: messenger RNA, 3930 nt
Organism: Iphiclides podalirius (scarce swallowtail)
Lineage: Eukaryota; Metazoa; Arthropoda; Insecta; Lepidoptera; Papilionidae
Source: the annotation of a GenBank genome assembly
AUGCAUUUUGUUCGAAAAACGGAAUAUUCGCACGGAUUUCUGAAGACCGGCUCGCGGUCUCGAAACUUUCGAAACGUGCAUAAAACAGUGGGUAAUGCUUUCCUAGCGAAUGCGGGCCCUGCCUGCACGCAUUCCAAAGGGAGGCAAGUGCCGGCAUUAAGCAUUUUACGGGAGGCGAACGGUGCGGGUGGCGGGGUCGGCAGCGGCGGGCUGCUGGCCAUGAACGCCACCCAGGUCCAAUGUGAGCCCCGUGACUCGGUGGUACUCAUUAAAUAUGAGCACCGGACGGCGGGAGGCAGCUGGGAGGAGCCGGUGAGUGCGGUGCGCAAUACCCCACUCCGGCGCUCCCAAAGGCUAAAUUCCACACUGGACUCUAGGAACAGCGGGCAGCUGCGCAACACGCUCAGCAGGGCGCGGGAGCUGUGCGAGCGGUGGCGCAACGGGCGCGAGACGCCGUCGCCGCCCGCCCCGCCGCCCGACGACGAGGGCGGCGGCCGCCUGGCGCGCUGGUUCAGCGUGCGCCGCGGCUCCGCCCACCACUACGACAUGCACUCGCACGACACCGACAAGAUGCCGAAGCUGCCCGAGCUGGAGGAGGACAUGUUCUCGUGCGGGGGGGAGGUCCGUGGCGGGAGGGUCCCCCAGCCGUCACUCGGCCCACCGCCAGAGGCCCUCAGUCCAGUGCAGCUAAGGCGGAGGCACGUGGUCGCGGCGAUCAUACACAGCGAGAACUCCUACGUAGCCACGCUGCAGAGGCUUGUCAACGACUACAAGAAGCCGCUGGAGGUGAGCAGCCCGGCGAUACUGAACGCGAGCAAGAUCCAGACGCUCUUCCACCGGCUGCCCGACAUCCUGCAGUGCCACCUGCACUUCCGCACCGCACUCGUCGACUGCGCGCGCACGUGGGACCGCGACGAAAAAAUUGGCGAGGUCUUCCUUAACGCGUUCUCCAAGGCCGUGGUGCUGGACGUCUAUUCGGACUUCAUCAACAACUUCUCGGUGGCCAUGGAGCUGGCGAAGAUGGAGUCGAAGAGGAAAUCCGCGCUCGCGGACUUCUUCAAGGUGAAGCAGAUCAGCGCCCACGACCGGCUCUCCUUCUUUGGCCUGAUGGUCAAACCGGUGCAAAGGUUUCCACAGUUCAUCAUGUUCCUACAGGACCUCUUGAAGCACACGCCGCCGGGGCACGCGGACCGUGUGGCGUUGCAGCGGGCGCUCACGCGGCUGGAAGCGCUAGCUGAGGCGCUGAACGAGAGGAAACGGGACGCCGAAAGGACACAGGCGUUCCGCGCGGCGCUACGUCGCUUGACGCGGGGAGGGGUGGCGGGCGCGGGCGGGGCGGGAGGAACGGCCCGGUUCGGCGCCGCUCGCCUCCUCGCCUCUCGGGCCGACCGACGCCAUCUACUGCGUCAGGACGACCUUUUGCAGCUGGAGUUCAACCAGUCGGGCGCGCUGACGAAGUGCAAGCCGCGGCGGCUGCUGCUCCUGAACGAUUUGGUGGUGUGCGUGUCCGUCGGCGCGGGCGGCGACGACGCGGAGCGGCUCGGCCUCAAGUGGGCGCACCCCGUGCACGACGUCGACGUGCUCGACACCGGCACGUCGCCGACCCUCAGCCGGGUGCUCGCGCAGGGCAUGAACCGCAGCGGCAGCCUGCGCUCCAACUCGAGCACCAACUCGCACAGCAACACGUCCACCGGCGACUCCCUCUGCAACGAGAUGUCCGCCUUGAUGCACGACUAUGAAGCCGUCUCCCGUAUGGCCGACCUGGCGGCCUCGCUGAAGACCCCCUACCCGGAACUGGCGCCGGAGAUGUUCAGAGCUCUGCUGCAAAACAUACAGAGGAGUAUACAGAAAAAGGACGACGAGAUGGCGUGGGUGGACUCGUGCUGCCUGCAGCUGACGAUACGCGGCCGAGAGGAGCCGCUCACCUUCCGCGCCCAGGAGCCGGGCGCCAGGCUCGCCUGGGCCACGGAGCUGAGGCUGGCUCAGCUCGCUCAGGCCGCCGCUAACUCUCCCGCAUGGCGUCUGCCUCACCACGUGGCGGCCCACAGCGUGCCGCUGUACGUCGCCGCCUCGCCAGUCUACUCAUCGAAGCAACUCACCGAGGUGCGUUGCGGCUGCUUCUACUCGAGCGCCGGGGCGGGGCUGGCGCGCGGCGGCGGGCUGUCGCGGCGCGCGCGCUCCCUGCUGUGGGUGUGCGCGGGCGGAGCGGAGCACAGCCACGUGGCCGUGCUCACGCACCGCGCCGCCAAGCUCAAGACGCUCGUCACGCUCGACCUGCCCGACACCAAGGUGACCUCCAUGGAGUACUCAAAAGGGAUAAGACAAGUGACCACACUGUGCGGUGACACAGUAUGGCUCGGCACUGAGGACAAGAAGAUAAUCAUAUUCUCCGGCGUGGAGCCGGAGAAGCAAGAGAAGCUGACAGAAGUGCAGACCGUCGCCGCUGUCACGCAGAUACGCUAUCACUGCGACUCCAUGUUCGUAGGUCUCGCCAACGGCAGGGUUUCGGUCUACAGGCGGAACAACGACGACUCGUGGGCCCUGCAAGAGCCCCUCGCGAUAGAACUAGGCGACAAGCCCGUCCACUGCAUCCUGCCAGUCGACGGCAUAGUGUACGCCACGUGCGCCAGGCGCGUGUUCGCCAUAAACGCCCUCACCGCCGAGAUUAUGCGCAUACUGGAGCUCAAGGGCGAGGGGGAUCGCUCUGUGAAGUACUUGGCACACUCCGGCGUCGGCCUGUGGACGGCUUUCUCCGAUUCGACGUACGUCAGCCUUUACCACGCGGAGACCUUCGAGCAUUUGCAGAACAUCGACAUCGCCGCCGACGUCGCGAAGACCAUCGGCGCGAGGGAAGGCAGCAAGCCCGCCUACGUUUCCGCCCUGCUAGCGAGCCAAGGGCUGCUGUGGGUCGGCACUACGGCGGGCGUGAGCGUCACUGUGCCCUUACCGAAGCUCGAGGGGCUCCCCCUCAUCGGCGGGCACAUAGCCGUGUCGUACCACGCGCACGCCGGCCCCGUCACGUUUCUGCUCUCGUUACUUCCGGAGAACAGGGAAGUGGACGUCAACGUGGUCCGACGCAACCUUUCAAACGCACGCGCCCUCGCAGACACCUCAGUGCUGCACGAGUUCAAAGAGGAGGAGAGCAAGGAAGACCUCGACAAGCCGAAGCUCGAACGGAGGAUAUCCGAGGAGUCGAGCCCGUACCGGCCGCAGCGCGUGCAGUCUGCGGUCGUGCGCCGCAAGAAACCGGGAGACGUGCGCCUGAGCAAGACGCUGCCGAAGUGCGCGAACCUGAACGCGUGCGACGUUUACGGGCUGUUCGGCGACCUGAUGUUCGUGAAGGACUGCGUGGGGGAGGCGGACGUGAACGGCGCCGGGGGCGAAGCGCUGCGCAGGAGCGACCCGGAGCUGGCGGCGAUCCCGUUCCGCGUGAGCACGCUCGACCGGCGGCUGCGCAUGCGCGCCGGCCGCCCGCGCAGCCUCGACCUGUCCAGCUGGUCCGUGGACUCGAGGGCGUCCAGCCUGUGCACGUCCUCCGGCAGCGAGGAGUCGAUGGCGCUGCGCGGCGUCUCGCGCACCAGCUCGGGCGCGUCGGGCGCCGCGAAUCUCGCGCCGCUCGCCGCCUCCACGCCGGACUCGUCGUCGGGCAAGUCGUCCGCGUCCGAGCGCUCGAUAUCCCGCAGCGACUCGGCGACGGCGGUGGGGGCUGGAGGAGGGGGAGGGGGCGGGGGCGGCAAGGGCGCGGCGCGGAGCCUGCGCGGCGCCGACUACGUGGUGGGCGAGGGCGCGGCGCGGCGCUCCGUGCUCACGGUGAUGGGCGGCCGCGGCUACGUGGACUGGCGGCAGACGGCCGACGCCUCGGAGCGGCCCGCGCCCGCCGCCGACCCCAACCCCAGGGACGCCCACCUCGUCCUGUGGGAGAUGCGCCUG